Messenger RNA from Dichotomopilus funicola, 483 nucleotides. RefSeq lists its product as uncharacterized. Lineage: Eukaryota; Fungi; Ascomycota; Sordariomycetes; Sordariales; Chaetomiaceae. Gene Ontology annotation, cellular component: intracellular membrane-bounded organelle. The coding region runs from base 1 to 483 and encodes 160 amino acids. The transcript has a single exon. Gene Ontology annotation, biological process: vacuolar protein processing. The record is from RefSeq and is a predicted model, not a curated record.
AUGGCACAAAAAGCACGUAAGGACCGGGCCAAGUCGAACUCGGCUGCCCUCAACAACCUCCACACUGGUUCGCUCAUCGUCAACGCCCUCUUCCUACUCCUGCACUUCAUCUUCAGGUCGCGCUCGCUGGUGCUUUGGGCGAUCCUCUCCCUACCCAGUUUCAUCUGCCAGUUCAUUCUAGAAAGGACCGGCCGCCCCAGCUAUGACGGCAAUACGAAAGCUCUGAAGUCGUCUGGGGAAGACCUGUCAGCUCCGGGCCUGACCGACUUCAUGUUCGAUGUCAUCUGGGUCACUUGGGGCGCUACCAUUCUGGUCGCUUUAUUCGGCAACUGGGCGUGGUUCUUGUGGGCUGUAGUUCCUGCUUACGGGGCCUACAAAGCGUUUGGUAUGAUGGGUGCCGCAAAACAGAUGGCUCAGAUGGGUGCCAACCCGAAUGCUGCCGCAGCUCCCCCCGGAAACCGAAAGCAACGACGGGCAGCAUAG